This is a messenger RNA of Cuscuta europaea, 3250 nucleotides long. The record is from the annotation of a GenBank genome assembly. Lineage: Eukaryota; Viridiplantae; Streptophyta; Magnoliopsida; Solanales; Convolvulaceae.
CCCAGCCCCUUUGUCCAUCGCACUGCCUGCCUGAAGACCUCUUCGUCUUCCUUCGACGAACCGCUUAGCGGAAAACCUUCUGCUGCCACCAUUUUCGCCGCUUGAUCACGAAGCAAGAAACCUGCAGCUGAUUUUCCAUGCCGCCGGAAUACACACCAGGCCAGUUGAGCUUAACCUGGCCAGGAUUCGGUUUAACCCAUCGGAAGAUUCGAGGCCUUGUUCUUCUAAAAUUAAGAGAUGCCAAGUAAUCACUCCAGCACGCUGUCGAAAUAAUUCCAAAUUGAAGCCGCAAACGCACAAUUCAGAAGAAUAUGGUCCUGGGAAACACACUCCUUCCUGCCCCAUGGGCACUGGGUAGGAAAUGCUGUAGUGAAUGAGGCCAACCUCUCAGGAAAAGGCAGUCCCCUGUGCCAAAGCCGCCAUAGGAAAAUUCUAAUCUUUGACACUUGUUUUCCAUUCCAUAUAUGUGUUGUUAAUAAUGUCUUCCCCCCGGCCAUAAGGCAUUGUAAGCUGAUUUUGUAGAAAAUUUACCAUCACUUGUAUGCUUCCAGACCAAAGACUGGGAGCCCCUUACCACCAUGUGCUCAGCUUCUUCAGAAAUGAGGCUGAUCCUUCUCCAAGCUGGAGGGGAGAAUCAUAAACUUUGACCUCCCCUGAGGCUCUCUUACCAUAUUUCAUCCUCAUAAGGUCAGCCCACAUGGUCUGCCCUUGCUGAUAUUCCCACAAAAGUUUCAUAGCUGAUAUUUUUUGAACAUCACCAAUAGACUUUAGACCCACCCCUCACAUUCUUUGGGCUUGCAUAUGUGUUUGAAACUGAUCCAAUGAUGUUUAUCACCAUGAUUGCUACUUCCCCAAAAGAAAUCAGCCACCUUCUUUUUAAUAAUGUUCUGGACAGUCUUGGGAAUAUUUGUGACAGCUAACACAUGUAGGGGAAUAGAAUUAAAAACAUGCCUGAUUAAAAUAAGUCUGCUCCCCCUGAGAGAGCAACUUUUUUCUCCACACUGAUAACUUUUUGUCAAAACUUUCAAUGAGAUCUUUACAGUGUUCCACUCUAGUCAACCCUUUGUGAAUGUAAACUCCCAAAUACAUAAAGGGGAGCUUGGAAACCUUUAUACCUAGUAUGCGUUCUAGCUGGGCUGAUCUGGGAGUUGUAAUGUGCUUUCCUGUAACAAAACAUGAUUUUUCUUUAUUAAUCAGCUGCCCUGAUGCGUUUUGGUAAAUUUCCAAGAAAUCAAUGAACUACAUAUUUUUACACGUGAGUUACAUCACCUUGCUAUUGGAAAAAAAGUUAUUGUUCACGCGUGUUUUAGCUAUUAGAGCACCAUGCUAACCAUGGGCUGCUCCCACGGUAUAAAAACUCUGGAACUACCAUUGUACGAGUACGGAAUACAAAUACUUUUAUACUAAGAACUUUGUAUAUUGAGAAUGAGCUGGGCAUGGAAUCUACUAAAUUACCUUUUAAAUACCUAGGGGUCAAACUCCAUAAAGGGUUUACGAGGUUGAGUCACUGCCAAGAUAUUCUAGAUGCAGUAGAUACUAAAUUAUCAAAUUGGGAGAGCAUGAUGCUGUCUCAGGGAGGUAGAUUAAUGUUAAUCAAGCAUGUGCUAAAUUCUAUACCUAUCCAUGUGGUUGCUACUACAUCUAUUCUUGCAACAGUUAUCAACAUUAUCAACAAGAAAAUUGCAAUUUUUUCUAGGGAUAUAGAGACAAGAAACCAAAGCACCAAUGGGUUAGGUUUAGCAAACUAUGUAAUCUAAUACAGAAAGAGACGUUUGGGCUUUAGGUCCUUAGCUGACAUUCAAAAGGUCUCAGCCAUUAAAUUAUGGUGGGAAUAUCAGCAAGGACAAUCCAUUUGGACUGCAUUGAUGCAAAGCAUGUAUGGUAAUCGCAAUUUAGGGGAGUUAGGGGAGUUUAAGCCUACGGAUUUUCCUACUUGGAGAAGAAUAUGCCUCAUCAAUGAGGAGGCUAAGCAAAUGGUAACUCGGGGACCUAAUACUAUUACUUGGAAGCAUACAAAAGAAGGGAAUUUUACAUCAAAAUCAGCUUAUGAAGCUCUUUGGCCUCAAGUAGGAAAAAGCCUUUCCAUUUCUCAAAUCUGGCACCCAAAGCAGGUACCUAAGAUUUGAAUUUUCCUAUGGAGGUUGUGGAAUGGAUGUCUCCCUUUCCCUGAGCAGUUGGCAGUUUUUCUAACUAUGUUCCCCACUAUAUGUCCGUUUUGUAGAGCUUCAAGAGUUAGUCAGGAUCACAUCCUCUUAACUUGCAGCUGGACUCAAUCCGUGUCGAAUUUCUUCACUCACUCCUUCAUUACAAUAAAACAUAAAUCAAGAAGCAUAAAAUUAGAGCUUAUGAGGUGGUGGAUUAGUAAAAACGGGAAGUCUAUGGAUGCGGUGUACUCGAUGGUCUUACCAGGAGUAUUUGUUUGGUACAUUUGUAAAGCUUAUUGGGAUUCAGUCAGAAACGAUUCAGAGCAGAGAAUGGAGCAUUUGAUAUAAAAAACUAGAAAAUUUAUGUUAGAGUGGUGUCAUGCAAAUCAUAAUCUACAAGGGAGUGAAAGAUUGCAGCGAUUGCGUAUCUUACCUAGUUCGUUUGGAAGGAGGAAGCCUCAAAUUGAAAGAUGGAGAAAACCGGUGGAAGGCUCUCUGAAGUUGAACGUGGCUGUUCAUCGUGGAAAUGGAAGGUCUGCAUCCGGCUUUUUCCUUCAAGAUCAUGCUGGAAAAGUGGUUGCAGCUGAAGGCUUCCUGUUGAGUGGAUCAGGGAUGUUGGAAGAUGAAGUGUUAGAGCGAGCGACUAACUGGGCGUUGGCUCUUCAACUGCCUAAUUCGGAGAUGGAAGCGGAUUUUUUCUAGAAAGAAUGAGUUGAGCUGCGGUAAUGGGGCGACUUUCUUGGUUAUACCAGCCCAUGUAAACCAGGCGGUGAGAUUGGUGGCUAAAAUGGGCCUGGAGGGCAGUUUUAAAUGGCAAGAAGGGAGAAAUAUUCCAAGGCAUUUGAAGGGGUCUAUUGCUUUAUAUGCUUCAUAAUUACCUUAUAUUUUUUAAUCUCUAUGCUUUGCGCUUUUCUUUGAGCUCAUUUUGUUGUGGUUUUGGCUUUUUCCCUCCAUGUAUGCUCUGUUUUGGUUGAUUUAUAAUAUCCGGUAGAUGUUCCCCGACAUCCAUCCCAUUGAUUUUGGUGGUUUACCUACCAGGUUAAAAAAAAUACUUUUAUACUCCUCCAUCCCGAUAAGAUUGUCCCAUCUUUCCUUUUCAGUCCUUC